AUGGCUCUAACACUGGCAGCCACCGCGCUGGUACUCCUUCCCCUUGUGACUGCGCAGCAGAUCGGGUCCAUCGCCGAGAACCACCCGGAGCUCACAACAUACAGGUGCAGUUCUCAGGCUGGCUGCGUUGCACAAAGCACCUCAGUGGUGCUUGACAUCAACGCACACUGGAUACACCAAAACGGAGCCCAAACAUCAUGCACCACUAGCAGCGGCCUCGACCCGUCUCUCUGCCCGGACAAGGUGACCUGCAGCCAGAACUGCGUAGUCGAAGGCAUCACCGACUACAGUAGCUUCGGCGUGCAGAACUCAGGCGACGCCAUGACCCUCCGCCAAUACCAAGUACAAAACGGCCAGAUCAAGACGCUGAGGCCGCGCGUGUACCUCCUCGCCGAGGACGGCAUCAACUACAGCAAGCUGCAGCUCCUCAACCAAGAAUUCACCUUCGACGUCGACGCCUCCAAGCUCCCCUGCGGCAUGAACGGCGCCCUCUACCUCUCCGAAAUGGACGCCUCCGGCGGCCGCAGCGCCCUCAACCCCGCCGGCGCAACCUACGGCACAGGCUACUGCGACGCGCAGUGCUUCAACCCCGGCCCCUGGAUCAACGGCGAGGCCAACACCGCCGGCGCAGGCGCCUGCUGCCAGGAGAUGGACCUCUGGGAGGCCAACUCCCGCUCCACAAUCUUCUCCCCGCACCCGUGCACCACAGCCGGCCUGUACGCGUGCACCGGCGCCGAAUGCUACUCCAUCUGCGACGGGUAUGGCUGCACCUACAACCCCUACGAGCUCGGCGCAAAGGAUUACUACGGCUACGGUCUCACCAUUGACACCGCCAAGCCGAUAACCGUCGUCACGCAGUUCAUGACGGCCGAUAACACCGCGACAGGCACGCUGGCCGAGAUCCGCCGGCUGUACGUGCAGGACGGCAAGGUCAUCGGUAAUACGGCCGUCGCCAUGACGGAGGCUUUCUGCUCGUCGUCGAGAACGUUCGAGGAGCUAGGUGGGUUGCAGCGUAUGGGCGAGGCCCUGGGGAGGGGCAUGGUGCCUGUGUUCAGUAUCUGGGAUGAUCCGGGCCUGUGGAUGCAUUGGCUUGAUAGUGACGGUGCCGGGCCGUGCGGUAACACCGAGGGAGAUCCUGCUUUCAUACAGGCUAACUAUCCCAAUACGGCGGUGACUUUUUCGAAGGUCAGGUGGGGGGAUAUUGGUAGUACGUACUCUUCUUAG
Molecule: messenger RNA, 1224 nt
Organism: Aspergillus fischeri NRRL 181
Lineage: Eukaryota; Fungi; Ascomycota; Eurotiomycetes; Eurotiales; Aspergillaceae
Product: glycoside hydrolase family 7 protein
Exons: 1
Coding region: 1-1224 (407 amino acids)
Biological process (GO): carbohydrate metabolic process
Molecular function (GO): hydrolase activity, hydrolyzing O-glycosyl compounds
Source: RefSeq, a predicted model, not a curated record